Zymoseptoria tritici IPO323 is the source of this 1193-nucleotide messenger RNA. RefSeq lists its product as uncharacterized. NCBI's taxonomy places the organism in Eukaryota, Fungi, Ascomycota, Dothideomycetes, Mycosphaerellales, Mycosphaerellaceae. The transcript is spliced from 2 exons. The record is from RefSeq and is a predicted model, not a curated record. The coding region runs from base 109 to 1074 and encodes 321 amino acids. Gene Ontology annotation, biological process: transmembrane transport; fumarate transport; succinate transport.
UACAACGGUGCAGAAGCCAGAUCGCGUGUGUGAGAUCCUCCUCGACCUCGAAGGCUCACAACAUACAAUCCGAACUGCCCAGCUGUUUCGAGCAUUGUCAGAGCAAAGAUGUCGGCAAAGUCCACAGCGGGCCCAGGUGGCAGGAAGCCUGCAUCUGCGGCGACCAAUCUCAUUGCCGGUGGAGGAGCUGGAAUGAUGGAGGCACUCGCGUGUCAUCCUCUCGACACCAUCAAAGUCCGUAUGCAGCUUUCGCGGCGAAAGGCAGGCAUCAAGCGCCGUGGAUUCAUCAAGACCGGUAUGGAGAUCGCGAAGAAGGAGACACCGCUGGGUCUGUACAAAGGUCUUGGAGCUGUGUUGACCGGAAUCGUCCCGAAGAUGGCGAUUCGCUUCACCAGCUAUGAGUGGUACAAGCAAAUGCUGGCAGACGAGAACGGCAAGGUCAAGGGAUCGGGAAACUUCUUGGCUGGUCUCGCAGCAGGUGUCACAGAAGCCGUGGCGGUGGUAUGUCCCAUGGAAGUGGUCAAGAUCAGACUGCAAGCCCAGCACCACAGCAUGGCGGAUCCUCUCGACCUUCCCAAAUACCGCAACGCCGCACACGCCUGUUACACUGUCAUCAAGGAGGAAGGAUUCGGUGCGCUCUACCGUGGUGUCUCUCUCACCGCCCUCCGCCAGGGCACCAACCAAGCCGCCAACUUCACCGCCUACACCGAGAUAAAACAGAUCGUUCAAGAGCGCGCUGUCGACCCGCAAGCUCCUUUACCUGCCUACACCACCGCUGCGAUCGGCCUGAUCAGUGGAGCCGUCGGUCCGUUCUGCAAUGCACCCAUCGAUACCAUCAAGACUCGUCUACAAAAGACUCCAGCUGAGCCCGGCCAGACCGCCUUGGGACGCAUCACUGCGAUCGCAAACCACAUGUUCAAGCAAGAAGGUGCCCGUGCUUUCUGGAUGGGUAUCACGCCUCGUGUCGCACGUGUGGCUCCCGGUCAAGCCGUGACAUUCGCUGUGUACGAAUACCUGAAGGACAUUCUGGAGAAGGGUCGCGAGAUGAUUCCCGCAGACAAGUACGAGGAGUAGAAAGGCGAAAGAGCAGAGUUGGAAUGCGGGCGUUUUUGCAUGAUAAUCGGUGAAGACGAAAAGAGCUGGUCUAUGCGCAAGCGAGUCAUGGCGAGGUAUGUACCCAUAGCGGGAAAGCG